CUGAAUCGGAUGGCAAUCAAUUCUAUCCCCGACUAAGGCCGAAGAGCCGAGCCUACUCCUCAUCGCCUACCAUGGUCUGUUCUCGUUCUCGCCUUUCCAACUCAUCGGCUUAUUUGCUUUCCUGUCUCCACUUCUUUAUGCUUCAUUUAGAAAUGAAUAUUUGCAUUGGCUACUAUGUCGACUUCAAAGGACAUCACCAGCCAUUCUUUCCCGUUGUCCGCUGCCAGGUUUCGAACAAGAACUGGAUGCGCUGAAUGUCGGAGGCGCCGUAAGAAGUGCGAUGAAAAGCGACCACGGUGUGGGGGAUGCUCUCGAAUUCAUCUCACUUGCACAUGGUUAACCGAAAAUCAGUUAAUAGAUCGACGAAGGAACCGCAAUCCCCAGAAAAUUGGUGAAACACGAUGUUAUCCACAGUUCACAGUUUUUGGGGAUCGGGAAUGUCAGUCUGAAUCGCAAGACCAAGAUUAUCCCUUGAUUACUGUGCCUCCCAACAUUAAUGUCUCUUCGAUUACUAUGCCGGCCCCAUUCCAGUCAAAGGAACACCUUCGGCUUUACCACUAUUUUACAGCCUCCGUUCUUCCAUUCCUUAUCCGACAAACAAGUCUAGCAAGGUACUCAGAGCAAAGACAUUUCCUUCGACUUGCUCUUGAGCACCCUCCUGUCAUGGGUGCGGUGAUCGGUAUUGCCGCGCUUCGCACCAGGGAGCAGUCAUCUCGUCUGAACAUCUUAGCUAUAGAAAGCUAUUUAUUCUCAAUCAACUACCUGCGUAAAAGUAUUUCUCGUGCUAAUUACACUGGAGAUGAGGAUUGGCUCCUGGCAACCACCAUUCUUCUUUGUGUUCUUGAGCAGAAUUCACGCUACGAUGAGGUACCAAACGCCGGGUCACAUAUCCUUGCCUCCGGUCAACUUCUGAGCCUUCGAAGCCCCAGGCCCCGCAAUUACUACUCACAAGAUGCCAUUGUUUUCGAGCGAAUUUGCGCCGAGUCAUUUCUCUAUCACUCAACACUUUUGACUCUUCUUGAUCCAUCGUUAGAUCGUAUAUGUGCUCUCAGGGUCAGGCUUGAUCUAGAUGGAUAUUUCUUCGAUCCUGCCCAUCCUGACGCCAACGAUCUGGGGUCCUCUAUUUCUACUCAGCCGAUUCUCGAAGCUUCCUAUGAGUUUUACCUGUUGAUUGCGGAUAUCACGAGGUUGGCAAGAGCAGUGCCAUUAACAAGUCCGGAAGAUUGUGCUCUUUGGUUUCAGCGGCGAGAGGGCUUUCGACGCUGGGAGAGCACUAUCGGCAGUGCUCGCCCGGCCCUGCUCAGUAAUAAUAUCGCUAAGCUUUAUGCAGAAGCGAUUCGAAUCUUGUUUCUCAAAGCGCAUCCUGAGUUACCAAGGAAUGAAAUCGUCGGGUUCCUUGAGGUCAGCUUCCAGCGUGGCUUGGCCCUGAUAAAGACCAUGGGUUUCGAUGAAUGCUUUGCUCCUUAUUACCGUUUGUGGCCUGUCAUUGUCAUUGGAUCGCUUGCCAUUGAUUCUGCUGAAAAGCAAAUGAUCAGAGCAAAAUUAUGUGCUAUGCCCGAAUCAGGACAAAAAGGGCCAUUGAUACUAGUACUGCACCGUCUAGAAAGAGUGUGGGAUCUAGAUGCUACAUCUCACGGUUAUGAGCAAGGCAUGCUAAGGCUAACGUAUUUGACAAAGCUUCUGAGUGGCAAGUGA
Molecule: messenger RNA, 1695 nt
Organism: Aspergillus steynii IBT 23096
Lineage: Eukaryota; Fungi; Ascomycota; Eurotiomycetes; Eurotiales; Aspergillaceae
Product: Zn(II)2Cys6 transcription factor
Exons: 3
Coding region: 175-1695 (506 amino acids)
Biological process (GO): positive regulation of transcription by RNA polymerase II
Cellular component (GO): nucleus
Molecular function (GO): zinc ion binding; DNA-binding transcription factor activity, RNA polymerase II-specific; transcription cis-regulatory region binding
Source: RefSeq, a predicted model, not a curated record